CCAAAUCAACCACACACCCGGGCUCAGCAACAGCUCCCAGCUCCCCAGCUGGCGUGGUGAAACUGGAUGUAAACUGUCCUCACAUCGAUAUAAAAGAAAUCCAUUUUCAUUCUAUACCAACAGUUACUUAAACCUUUAGUGGAAAAACGGAGACGCGAUCGAAUGAACCGCAGUUUGGAUCAACUGAAAUCUUUCCUCUUGAAACAUUACCAAAACGAGAGUUUCCGAAACGGUAAAAUGGAGAAGGCAGAAAUCUUAGAAAUGACGGUGCAAUAUCUGAAAAACGCGGCUCUUACCAAUGGACCGGAACAUCAGGGAGCAGAAAUCACACGGCAGAACUACGAGGCUGGCUUUAAGGAGUGCCUCCUGCAGGUGAAUAGCUUCGUCCGAAGCUGCGCCAGGUUCAACUCGCAGUCCCGCAGCGGUCUGAUGGAGCGGCUAGCGGUCUUCCUGGACCGAGCAACCGAGAAGAACAGCAGCCGCCGAGUGUCGGAAUGUGCGAGUCCCUCCAGCUCCACUAUGGAGACUCUUCAACCGGGAGAGCGCGACUCCGUGGCCUGGGAUGUCGGCCCCGCCGCCUCCAAAGCCGCGAGGCCGAUGGCUGUUAUCCCCGCAGUCGCCAGUAGCCUUCCUGCGCACAGCGUAUCGCAUCUCCUCGCCGCUCGGUCCCCGCCCUCGCACCGGAUGCCAGUUCCGACCGACUUCACAGUGAAAUAUCAUGAACUUCAUGACUCCAGCUCUGCACCGUUUCCGGAGUUCCCUAGGAAAGUUAUUGCGUCUCCAAAGCCACUCCCUGGCCACCAGGAUUCCUCCAGAGGGACUGUUUCACACAAUGUUUGGAGACCGUGGCCGUAGGUCGGUGGGAGAAGGACCUUUUCUUUUGCUUUUAACAUUGUUCCAUUUCCCUUCCUCUUGUAAAUCACCAA
Molecule: messenger RNA, 926 nt
Organism: Stegostoma tigrinum
Lineage: Eukaryota; Metazoa; Chordata; Chondrichthyes; Orectolobiformes; Stegostomatidae
Product: transcription factor HES-4-B-like
Exons: 3
Coding region: 163-855 (230 amino acids)
Biological process (GO): regulation of transcription by RNA polymerase II; regulation of neurogenesis; anterior/posterior pattern specification
Cellular component (GO): nucleus
Molecular function (GO): protein dimerization activity; DNA-binding transcription factor activity, RNA polymerase II-specific; RNA polymerase II cis-regulatory region sequence-specific DNA binding
Source: RefSeq, a predicted model, not a curated record